Molecule: messenger RNA, 7512 nt
Organism: Diprion similis
Lineage: Eukaryota; Metazoa; Arthropoda; Insecta; Hymenoptera; Diprionidae
Product: glycogen debranching enzyme
Exons: 26
Coding region: 105-4943 (1612 amino acids)
Biological process (GO): glycogen biosynthetic process; glycogen catabolic process
Molecular function (GO): 4-alpha-glucanotransferase activity; amylo-alpha-1,6-glucosidase activity
Source: RefSeq, a predicted model, not a curated record
AUAUUGUACAACCAGUCACUCCGCCCUGGAGUGAUUUUUCGAAUUUCGAGCUAGUUUAAAGGCUCGUGAAACUUACUGAACAGUUCCUGUAAACCGGUACGUGUAUGAGAACGUCAAAACUGAAAUCUGUCGCAAUGGAUUCGUUGGCUGCAUUAAGACAAAAGUUUCAAAACUCUACGAAGAUGCUUUUGAAGAGAGUAGCGCGUUUGAUUGAGCGGGUUUAUAAAUCUCACUGCUUUAGAUUGAUCUGGAUUAUAUUAAGCAGAAAAAUGAGCCAAGGCAGGGACGAAGCUACAACGUUAUCUGACAGGCAACUGAGAGUUCUUGUCCUUAAUAACGGGGAACAUCAGGAUGGCACGCUAUAUCGAUUGCGUAAAGGGUGGCAAGUGCAAUUCAGACUUGGACCUUCCUUGCUUGGAAAAAAUAUUAAUAUUUUUACGAAUCACCCACUAGAAGUCAACCAGAAGUUUGAAAGAACUUCUUACUAUCAAUUGCUUUUGGUCAAUGAUUCUGCAGACUUAACACUAGCAUUGGCAGGUUCAUUCCAUUAUUACAUCACAGAUGAUAGGGAGGCAAGCAAUGAAACCCCGAUUGCAUCUGGAUAUCUUCUAGUGGAUCCUGAACUACACAUAGGUGGUGGUAAAGAAAUCCUUCCUUUGGAUUGUAUUCAAUGUCAAACAGUCCUGUCGAAGGGAUUGGGACCGCUACCAACUUGGGAGGAAAAGCUACUUGUUGCUAAAAAUUCUGGAUAUAAUAUGAUACAUUUUUCACCAAUUCAGGAACUUGGAGGAUCGAGAUCUUCGUACAGUUUGUGCAAUCAAUUGAAAUUGAACCCAUCAUUCCACAGCGAUGACAAGGAAGUGACAUUCGAAGAUAUCGAAAAGUUGAUAUCUAAAAUAAGAAAUGAAUGGAAUGUACUCAGUGUUUGCGAUAUAGUUUUGAAUCAUACAGCUAAUGAAAGUUCAUUCUUAAUUCAACAACCAGAAUGUGCGUACAACUGUUUGAAUAGUCCUCAUUUACGUCCAGCCUAUAUACUAGAUGCAGUAUUAUUUGAAUUGACUAUCCAAGUCGCGGCUGGAGAAUGGGAAUUCAAAGGCAUUCCUCCUGUGGUGGAAAAUGAAGAACAUUUAAAUUCAAUCAGACACGCUUUACACACGCACUUUCUACCACUUGUGAAAAUUUAUGAGAUGUUUAUACUAGACAUCAAGGACAUAGUAGCCGAAUUUUUGAGCCUGGCACGAAAUCAGGUACCUCAAGAAUCAAUCGCAGGAGAUGUCGAAGAUGAUAUUUGUGUCAUAACAGAUCCGCAAUUUCGUAGACUGAAGGCUACGAUAGAUAUGCCCCUUGCGUUACGAGUUUAUAAUGUUUAUAGAGCCAAUUGCUUUGAUGAAGAAACACGACUGAAGCUAUGUGCGCAAGAGUUGAAAUCAAAACUAGAAGAGCUCAAUGGAGCUAUAAUCAACGAAGUACAAAACCAUUUGAAUGCUGCAGUUGAAAAUACAAUAGCUGGUAUUCGGUAUUUUCGGGUACAAGCAGAUGGACCUAAACAGAAGGAAGUCAGCGAGAGAAAUCCACUUGUUCCCAGAUAUUUCACGGACUAUGGAACUCCCUCAUCUUUAUCUGAACGAGAAUCAAUUAUGUAUUCUGAUACAGGAUGUUACCUAAUGGCGCAUAAUGGCUGGGUCAUGAAUAGCGACCCUCUAAAAAAUUUUGCUGACCCAGACUCUACUGUCUAUUUACGCAGAGAGUUGAUUGCUUGGGGUGACAGUGUAAAACUUAGGUACGGAAACUCACCUGAAGAUUCUCCAUUCCUUUGGCAGCAUAUGACGAAGUAUGUUGAACUCACUGCCAAAAUUUUCGAUGGCAUCCGAUUAGAUAAUUGUCAUUCAACUCCAAUUCCAGUUGCAGAGUAUCUGCUGGAUGCUGCGCGCAGAGUUAAUCCUAACUUAUAUGUUGUUGCCGAGCUCUUCACCAAUUCCGAUCAGAAGGAUAACAUUUUUGUAAAUCGUCUUGGGGUGACCUCACUAAUCAGAGAGGCAAUGUCAGCAUGGGAUAGUCACGAAGAAGGCAGAUUGGUAUAUCGCUAUGGGGGUGAGCCGGUUGGGGCAUUCUUGCAACCUCGACAUCGUCCUUUGGUGCCAAACAUUGCUCAUGCCUUAUUUAUGGAUUUAACUCACGAUAAUCCUAGUCCAGUGGAAAAACGCAGUGUAUUUGAUUUGCUACCAAGUACAGCUCUUGUGUCCAUGGCAUGUUGUGCUAGUGGCAGUAAUCGUGGAUACGAUGAAUUGGUACCACAUCACAUUCACGUCGUCGAUGAAACCAGACAAUAUACAUCGUGGACAGAUAAUGACGAACUAGCUGAAAAAAAUGUACAUCUUGUAGGAUGUAAAAGUGGUAUAAUUGCAGCUAAAAAAGCCUUGAAUGACUUACACUACUGGCUUGGAAAACAAAAUUUUUCUCAGGUAUUUGUUGAUCAAAUGGACCCUGACAUAGUAGCAGUGACCAGGCAUUCACCUAUUAGUCAUGAAAGCGUGGUCUUAGUUGCAUUCACGUCAUUUAAGCAUCCUGAUGCUAACGCGAAAGAUUUAAGACGGUAUAUCAAACCCCUUCGCGUUGAAGGAGUCAUUGAUGAGAUACUGUUGGAGGCAUCUUUAUCCCACAAUGAUACCACAAAUGCUAAAUUACCGUUCCAAAAACCAGUGCAGUAUACGCGGGAUGAAGAUGUUAUAAAUGGUUUGUCAGAAUAUGAAUUGGAUAUUAAAGAACACAUCCAAAUUUGUGACUCUACUAUCGUGGAAAAGGUUGACUCUGGUGAUCCAAAAAUUACGCAGCUUAAUUUUGUUAACUUUCAACCUGGAAGCAUAUUGGCAAUUCGCGUUUCUCUACAUGUCAAUAUUAAACCUGCACUUGACAAGCUCCAGAAUACUAUUAAAACCAUCACUUCAACUGAAAAUUCUGACUUACGUGUCAUUGUCUCUCGGAUGAGUUUACCAGAUCUCAACAGAGCUUUGUAUCGCUGUGAACAAGAGGAACGUGAUGAAAGUUCGGGAGCUCUUGGUGUUUACGAUAUACCUGGAUAUGGCCCGCUAGUUUAUGCUGGAUUGCAAGGUUUCAUUUCACUACUGGCUGAAGUUCGUCCAAAUAACGAUCUUGGACAUCCAAUGUGCAUGAACCUUAGACAGGGUAACUGGAUGAUAGACUAUAUUUGGCAAAGGCUCAAAAGAGAUGAAGGAACAGCAGCUCUUGGCGAUUGGAUUGAAAAGGCUGUGGAACCAUUCCAAGUAAUUCCUCGAUACUUAGUACCGAGUUACUUUGAUGUUAUUGUUACGAAUGUCUACAUGACUUUGUUGGAUCAAUGCUAUGCGCUGAUGUCCAGUUUUGUUCGAAACGGUUCAACGUUCACGAAGCUAAUGUCCUUAAUCUCCGUUCAAAUGGGUGGUGUUAUAAAAUCAGCUCAGUUACCGGAUUUAUCGCCGAACUUGGCUGCUCCUAAACCAAAAAUUAAGGAGGUUGACAAUUCGAAAAUGCAAUUGUGCUUGACAUUAGCUGCAGGUCUGCCCCAUUUCUCUGUUGGAUAUAUGCGAAACUGGGGUAGAGAUACGUUUAUCGCAAUAAGAGGAUUAUUAAUUCUGACUGGCAGAUACAACGAUGCCAGGUAUAUUAUUUUGGGAUUUGGUGGGACACUGCGACAUGGUCUCAUACCUAAUUUACUCGACGGAGGAAAGAAUUCAAGAUACAAUUGUCGAGAUGCUGUUUGGUGGUGGCUGUAUACUAUUCAAAAAUAUGUUGAGGAAGUCCCAGAUGGCAUAAAGAUUCUCAAAGAUGUCGUUUCGAGGCUCUACCCAACAGAUGAUUCUCCUGCUCUACCAGCUGGACAAGAGGAUCAACCAUUGCAUGAUGUAAUUCAUGAAGCCCUUACCGUACACUUCCAAGGCCUUUGCUUCCGUGAACGAAAUGCUGGAAGAAAAAUUGAUGAACACAUGACAGACCGAGGCUUCAAUAAUCAAAUUGGAGUACAUCCAGAAACUGGUUUUGUUUUUGGCGGAAACGACGCUAAUUGUGGUACCUGGAUGGAUAAAAUGGGCUCUUCGGAGAAGGCUGGGAAUAAGGGGAAACCUGCUUCACCAAGAGACGGGUCUGCAAUUGAAUUAGUUGGAUUGAGCAAAAGUAUUCUUACCUUCUUGGCAGAAUUGUAUAGGCAAAAUAUGUUUCCUUAUGGAAGUGUUCAGAGGAAACACCGUGAUGGAUCUAUUGUAACGUGGAGCUAUAAACAGUGGGCUGAUAAAAUCGGAGCAAAUUUUGAAACUUAUUAUUACGUAAAUGAAAAACCUACGGAUGGAGAGCUGAAACCAGAAUUAAUACAUCGACGUGGAAUCUACAAAGAUAGUCACGGUGCCACACAACCAUGGGCCGAUUAUCAACUUCGGCCGAAUUAUCCCGUUGCUAUGGUCGCUGCUCCGGAAAUGUUUGACCCACACCAUGCUUGGACAGCGUUGAAACAAGCGGAGGAAAUAUUGUUGGGUCCAUUAGGCAUGAAAACAUUAGACCCUGCUGAUUGGGCAUACAAUGGCUACUAUGAUAAUGCUAAUGACUCAAAUGAUAUUAAACUAGCGCAUGGGUGGAACUAUCACCAGGGGCCGGAAUGGGUUUGGCCAAUAGGAUACUUCCUUAGAGCGCGUCUCCAUUUUGCGUCAUUGGUUGGUGGCGAAGACGAACUUCGCAGAACAAUAGAAUCCACCGAAGCUAUUAUAUCCAAACAUUUAGUUGAAGCAUCUACCAAUCAUUGGAGAGGACUUCCAGAAUUGACAAACAAAGACGGCGAAUAUUGCCGUGACAGCUGCCGCACACAGGCAUGGAGUGCUUCGUCAAUUAUCGAGGUUCUCUUCGAUUUGGAUAAAAUAAAACAAGGAUUGUCUUCUACUGGAAAGAUUGCAUCAAACUGAUAUAAUUUUGCGUGUGUUCACCACCGCCACUUACACUUAGAAUAUUUGAAGCUAGUAAAAGAUCGUAUCGCAGAAGGUAGACAAAGCCACGAGAGUAUUUGUACUAAUGAAGAUACAGUAGCUGCACUUUGCACGGAGACACACGCAUAUGUUACUCCGCCAAUAGACUUAGCACAAGCACAAUUACAGCACACUAUCAAUUUUGGAAUUAUUUCCGAAACUGAAGCGUAUUCCAAUAAUAGGUCAAUUAAUGAUCUACCAGUUGGAAAUGCAGACACAGAAAUCGAAGCUAACGCGUCUGUUGCUAUGAAUUGUCCACUUUUCCAUGUCGAUGAAAACUUAAAAAAAGAUGUACCUAACUUAGAAAAACGAAGCUCUGAAAUCAUUAACGAUGUUGCGCAACUUAUGUAUGGCGAAAAAUUAUACUCUGAGGAGUCAGGAAAUUCAUCAAGUCAAUACACAUCAAGAAAGAUUCGUAGUAGACAUGCUAUUGAACAACCGACAGAGAAUAAACCCUAUCACAUAAAUGUUAACGCACUUCCCAUCAACCGUUCAUUACACUUGGAUUCCAAAGUUCGACUAAGUAUCGAUGUUUCUAAAGCCCAUCCAACUGAUCACAUUUAUGAAGAGAUUGGAAUAGCUACAGAGUCGCCAAAUAUUUCAAAAUACGAUAUUUCGGAUUACUAUGAAAAAUAUAGCCCCACAACAGCUAAGAUGCUGAUAGACACAUUAUCUCUACCCAAUUACAAAAUUUGCAAGAUCUGUGCAGCUAAGCAAACUAGUGUUGUGUACAGUGAUCGUUUAAUUAGAUUUAAUAAGCCACUUUACGCCAAAGAAGUGACUUUAUAUCAAAUAGAAACUUCUCUCUACUUUAGGUAUACUAGUAACAUGACAUUUUACUCUAAUUUCGGGCGUAUACAUCAUGAUCUUGAUUCUGAAAACUUUAUACCCGUUUAUAAUCAAAGGAAGUCAAAUACUCCUGGAAUAUUUUAUUCAAAUAAUUCGUCCACAGACAUCUUCGAUUUGAAAUCGACUUUGGAGCCAACCAUAAAAUUAAUAGAUAAUGUUUUUCACGGGCUAGCUGACACCGAAUUAUAUCACCGAAGUACAACCCAUUUUUUCAAUCGGAUAUCCAGAAACGGCUUUGCUCCCAUGGUAUUUAAUAGCGAUGCGAAACAUUUUCUGCAAACAAUUAAAAGCAUUGGCUAUGAAACAGAUUUGAAGAAUUGGAUCAAUUAUCGCCAGAAUGCAGUGAAACUGCGAAGUUCAAAGUCACAUGAAUUGCCCCUAUCUGUUAUCGAACCUCAUCCAGAUAGAUCUAGUUUGUUAUUACUUGAGCCUUUGCUGUUUAUGCCAGAUAUAUCAAAUCCUAGACGAAAAAAGGCCAAGAAUCGUAUCACACGUUCUGAACGUUUGAAGAUAGUAAGAAUGAUGAUCGCCUAUACGUUAGCGUUCUUCCUUUUGGCAAUUAUUACGUUUUAUAUAAUAUAUUUCAGUUGAGCUAAGCAAAAUUUAUACGAUUAUUUAAUUGAUUAUAUCAAAAAUUUCAAGUAAUUUAUGGAUUGACCACAGAUAGAUUCUAUUGUCAAGUGAUUUAUAUGCACAAAUAUUUUUGGAUCGUUAGCAAACAAAAGUGACAAUAAUUCCUUCAAAAUUACAAGCAUAUGUAUAUUUUUUGCUCCUCGUUUUUUUGUAUAUGUAUAUCAUACAAACACGAUCAUAAAUCAAUUCAAAUUUUCAUGUUUCAUAAUAGUAUUUUAUAUGGCGAGAGCUUUUAAUUUUGUAACCAAUCCAUCGAUUACACUAUUCAAUCAAGCUGAAGCAGCCCGAACACCCCACAAAUUUGCCGUUUAUAUCACAGAUAUGUAUAGACAGCUCUUGACCAUGACGGAUGAUGGUUUACUCUAUUCACUGAUGUGUGGAGUAGCUUCAAUCUUGCUCUGAAUAUAAAUAUUUUAUUCAAAAGUUUUGAUUUGGUGUGACGGAUCAUAUGCUUGGAUACAGUUUUGGAACCCAUGUAGACUAUAUCUAAUCAACAGGCCAAAUUUAAAUCGCACAAUCGAAAUUAAUCACUUACAUAUUUCAAUUAUAAAUGUUCUCGUACUAAUUUAGUUGCAAACAGUCAUUUUUCAUUGAAACUGUCUUGAUCCUAUAAAAAAGUUUCAGAAAAAUGUAGAACAGAAGAAAAAACAUAAUAGCUUUAAUUGUGAGUAUAAAGAGGUAUAGAUGAUACUAUUUCUUGUAUUUUAUAUUCUUGUUGUUAUUUUUUAUGGUCGCAAUAAAUCGUCAAGACUGUGUUUAAAUGUAGUGGUUUUGGGAAUUGAGGGAUUAACUAAUAUUCAUAAAAAGCUUUACAGAUUUGUUCUAAAUGAAUGACAAAAAAACAUGUUUUUAAUAAAAUGCACACCAACGUUUUAAUAGGUAGUUAUGCUUAUUAUUGUUAUUACUAUCAUUAUAAUUAUUAUUACUGGUUACCUGUGGUACACAGUGGAAAUAUAUAUUAUAUACAACCUUAAACAUUUUGUCCUUAACACUGAAUCCCGGUUGAAAUGAUCAUGCUUUCUAUGCU